ACACGGGAUAACUUAAAUGCAGGCAAACGUUCGCACGGCGACAACAGUCAUGAUGACGUAACUUGUCUUUGAACGAAACGUGAAAAUGGCGUGUGACGUCACGCGAUUAUGCCCGGGGUGGGUUGACGACCGCCAGUCGCCAUCUUGCCUGUUUAAUAUUCAACACGCUUUUACUGUUGACGUUACUUUUUUACAUUACAAGAAUAAGGAAUAACCCAUUCUUCUGUUUGUAAGGUAAUUCAAAAAAUGUAUAGUGGUAUAAAGUGGUUUCCAGCUACGAGGCACCGUCAUUUAAGUUGAGCAUUCGAUGUAAUGAAAUGCAAAUGCAAAUGCAAACAAGGAUAUCAGCUAUAAAACAUACAAAUAUCGCGGUUUGCACAACGCUAUUGUUGUUUGGAAGUGUACACUGAACAAUUUGCUUUCAGGAAAGAAGAAAAACCUGAAGUUGAGGGAAAUGGACACCAGGAGGAGUUGAAAGCAUGAUAAAAUGAGGUUAGAGGAGUCAGCGUGACGCAGCCAAGGCGCCAAUCCGCGAGUGGAACACUAACACCUGCCGGCUUCGUCUCCCCGCCACUCGCCGGUCUUCUCCCUUCUCACGACAACUGAGCUCGGCUCUGCAGUGCAGUGCAGGGGCUGUGUCGUUGUAUGGAAGCAGAGUCUGCCCGCACUACCGUGGUCAUGCUGCCCCCCAAGACCUGCCUGCCCAGGAACUACAGCUGCAUAGCAGGGCUCUUUGGCAGCCUGGCAGCGGCGAAUCCACGCCUGGAAGAUGGCGAGGAUUUGGACAUCAUGAACGGCACUUGUGAGCCCAUCGAGAGCCCAGUGGUGGACGAGAGACCGCGAGGCCGGGAGACCUUCCUCAAACCCCCGCAGAGCCCCAACCUACGCCGAAGAUGCAAGUCUCUACCCACUCCUACAGAGAGGGCAAAGUUGGAAAUCUCCCGCAGCAGAAGUCCAACAAGUCAGAAAAAGGUCCGCUUUGCAGACUCCCUGGGUCUGGAGCUCAUCUCCGUGAAACACUUCGACGACUCAGACGAGCCGGAAGUUCCCGAUCGUAUUUUGGCCAAGUUACCCAAAUCCACAGACUUUAAUCACAUGGCCACUAAAUUUCCACGAGCUCCUCCACAGUCUGUCUUCAUGGAGCUGCAAUUUACAAGCCCAGGCACCAUCCCCGGCUUCGAGCAGAAAGUUCGCGAGGUGAAAGUCCUGUUGGAGAGAGUGGAGACAGACGAGUUCAGCCUCUCCGGCUUUGUUCGCGUCUUAAACCUGGCCUUCGAGAAGAGCGUCUCUUUGCGAUACUCCCUCAACAACUGGCUCACCUUCAUGGACAGUUUGGCAUCUUACGUGCCCGAUUCAAGCGACGGUGCCACGGAUAAGUUCUCCUUCAAGGUGGUCAUGCCUACCUACAUGGAGAAUGGAGGCAUGCUGCAAUUUGCUAUAAAAUACACGGUCGGCGGCCAGGAGUUUUGGGAUAAUAACAACGGGAAUAACUACAAAGUGCGGCGUCACCGGUUCAAAAUGUCGCCACCAAAGGAAUGGGAAAACGGAUGGAUCCACUUUAUAUAAGAUCUGUUUCACUUUGCGUGCGUAUAUUUUGCGCCAUUGCUCCCCCCGUACCUUAAUUACGACUAACGUUUAUAUGGACGCUUAAUUUCUGCCAUAAUCUGAGUAUAUGGAUUUGUAGCGUUGAGUGUAUAGGGCAUUUGACGUGCCCGUUGGGGUGUAAACUGCCUUCAUGUCAGGGCUCUGUACAACUCGGUGCCCUUUGGGGGCACGUCCUCGUUAUGUAACAUGAAAGCACGUGACGGGCAAAAAACGUGCUGGUUCAUGCUGAUCACAGCCUUUUCAGGAGAUGCAGUAGGUUUCAUUAGUGAUGUGAGUUGUCAAUUUAUGCAGUGAUAUGGCUCAUAAAUAGGCACUAAACAUGUACCGUGGGAGUGUAUGUCAUGCAAGAAUUGCUUGCACGCAUUGGGAAGGGAGUACUCAAGGUGUGAGACCAAUCUUUUAAUUAUAUUCCAAAAAGUAUUUCUGCCUAUUUAGCCUGUUAAGUCACGCCAUUGAAAUGCCUUAGCUGAGCAUGUGAUGGGAAGGACGGUACAUCGAUAAAUAUUUCUAAUUGUGAUCAUUGUUACUCUGCAUCUUUUUUGAGCACUUCAGCAGAGCUCCAUGUCAGUGCAUUUUGGUUCAUUUCACUGUAUCUAAAACACUGUGACAAAGUGUAGAUUUGAAUUGUUUGUGUCAUCAUUUUCAAAUACACUUUCAAGUAGCAUUUUAGGUUAGGUCAACCACAAGGCUUCUGUGGGUGUUUUUGUCUUUGGGUGCAAACAGAUGUUAUUUUUGAAGUAUUUUUUUAACAGAUACAUUCUACUACUUGUGCACUUUUGCAAUUCAAGGCUAUUUUUCAAUGAAGAAAAUCAAAAGUAUAUAGCAGAUCAGUGUUAAACUAAUUCUUGUUGUAAGUGCAAUGCUCCCCAACAUUUCACCAACUGUCUCUAGCCUUGCGCUAUGUCAAGUAUAAGUCUAAAUUGUCUUCCAAUUCCCCUCAAACACUUAUGAUGAAAGACUUCAGGUUUCAGAGCAGUUGCUCGCCAUCAUCUUUGUUUGUGAAAGUAAAGUCAGAACACUGUAAAAUUCACAGACCAUGGUGUUGUUUACAUUCUCGCAGUGUCACGAGGGAGCUCUUCGUGUAAUGAUACCAUUUGGUUUACGUGAACGUAAACAAAAAACUUUUUCCGGUAGGUACUUAGCUAUUGGAUCAUUUCCACUUUGAAGCGUUGAGUCUACUUAGUCAAAAUGCCUUGUGGUUCAAUAUGGGACAGCUGUACAAGGUUGCUAAAAUGAGAGUGAGGCACUCUGAGAUAAUACAUGCCUCGCUUUCCUUACUGUGCACAAAAAUAUGUGUAUAAGAAAAUGUGAUGUGUGUGUAAAGGUCAGCCACAGGUGAUAUUGUAAAAGUAACUAAUAUUGUAUUGGUAGGGAAUUUAGCACGGUGCAUCAUGAUGGCAAAGUUCAGAUAAGUCAACAUCAGUAUCAGUACAACAAGACAUUGUUGUACAGUAGCUUGACUAUUGUGAUACUUCCCACUGUGAUAUGUUUCCCACUACAAUUGACAGUUUAAUUUUACAGAACCAACACGUAUCAGUGAAGUAUUACCGUCUUUUGAUACCCAUGAAUGGGUUUUGUCUUCAGUUGAUUUUCCCUUCCCUGUAAAUGUAAUACUUUUCAUCAGUGGCCACUGAUAUAUAUGGUUAUGUACUGUACGUAAAUAUGUUAAUGUCUCAGUGAAUGUCAUAUUACUGUAUGUGAUGUGUAUUUGAUGCAUUUAAAAACAGUUUUUAGAGAUACAGGUGGCUGACGUUUGUUGUGUAGUUUGAAUAUACGCCCUUACCUGAAAGCACACAAUCUGAUGUUGUCAAGUAAGUGAAAACAAGGGUUGAAGAUAAUAAAUUUUAGGAUAUUUUUUAAAGAAGUCAUAUAAGGGAGAUGUUUUGCAACAUCAAAGGUGAACGUCGCCUUACUGAGAGUUUAUCAGUCAAUGGAAUGAAACGUGAAAGCUUGUAAGUGCUUGUUUGUGAAGAAAGUGUGAUUGCAAGUGGAUGGUAAUGUAGCCAAUGACAAGCGUCAAAUACUUUGGUGUAUUGCAACUAGUCUGAGCGACUUAUGAUUGUAGCAGGUACUGAGUGAACUCAGUCAGCACCGGUUUAAUGCACUUUGAAAUGACAGUGAAAAGGCAAUGUUGACAGUCUAUUAAUAUAAAAAUACAUAUAAAAGCUUCUCUUGUGACUAAUUUAUUACCAACAUUAUAUUUUAUGUUCUCCCUCUGGGAUAGCCUUGACCAUAUUUGUCAAAUUAGGGAACCGUGCUUAUUUUCCUAUGCAAACAUUUUAAUUUUCUGACAUCUGCUAUGUCUUUACCUGUACUGUUUGCGCUGAAUGUUAUUCAUGUCUGCAUGCAUGCACAACUGAAACAACCCUUUGUCUGUUUAACCAUAGAACCACUAUUUUAUUAAAC
This is a messenger RNA of Doryrhamphus excisus (bluestripe pipefish), 4011 nucleotides long. NCBI's taxonomy places the organism in Eukaryota, Metazoa, Chordata, Actinopteri, Syngnathiformes, Syngnathidae. The record is from RefSeq and is a predicted model, not a curated record.